This is a messenger RNA of [Torrubiella] hemipterigena, 351 nucleotides long. The record is from the annotation of a GenBank genome assembly. Lineage: Eukaryota; Fungi; Ascomycota; Sordariomycetes; Hypocreales; Clavicipitaceae.
AUGUCUGCCAUGAUCGACCAGGUUUCUGACGACCUGGAACGAGAGUUCAAAGUAUACUACGACCCGCUUCCCCACAGGCUUCGUUGCUUGGGUCAUAUUAUGAACUUGGCCGUUAUGGAGUUCCUUAUAGGCAAGAGACUAUCAACAACUGGUGUAUAUCUUGGACUGUCCAUCGAGCAAAUUGAGGAGUGGCGAAAGCGUGGAGCGAUAGGCAAACUGCAUAAUAUUAUGACACCGCGCCGAGAUAAUGACACUCGCUGGAAUUCCUGGUAUAAAAUGGUUGAGACGGCUCUGCGGCCCAAAGUUCGUCAAGCUAUAACUAUAUUCUAUGCGCAAGAGCUAGCUCUGUAA